Messenger RNA from Fusarium musae, 828 nucleotides. RefSeq lists its product as uncharacterized. NCBI's taxonomy places the organism in Eukaryota, Fungi, Ascomycota, Sordariomycetes, Hypocreales, Nectriaceae. The transcript has 2 exons. The record is from RefSeq and is a predicted model, not a curated record. The coding region runs from base 1 to 828 and encodes 275 amino acids. Gene Ontology annotation, molecular function: protein binding.
AUGAAGCCUGUUGCCACAUCGCCUGAACAGCUCACCUCACAGGUACAUCGGCUGUCGUUCGCUUCACCCCGUCUCGAGAACGCUGGCUGUUUAGCUCCGGGCGAGGAUGUCAACAGAUCCUACCCUGCGAUGUUCGUGACCACUGAUGCCCGAUCUGCAGCCAGCCCAAUCGCCCCCAGCAACCCUCAAGAGGUAGCCUGCCUGAACUUUGCGACUGGUGACGUUUGCCCAGGCUCAUCGCUUAGGACAAGCGCUGUCAGUUGUAUCAGACUGCGAAGUGCCCUUCUUUCGCCCUCCCUCGAGGACCUGCCAAACGAGGUUUUGUUUCACAUUAUGGGUUUCCUGGACGUCAACGACCUUCUGUCAACGUCGAGACGAGCCCGAAUUAACCUUCCAUCACGCCUAUCGUCACCAUCACGUCCAACGCUGGCUGAUCUCAUUGCUCGUUCAAUCUUCAUGACACAUACUUCCAUAGUUUCUCGAAAGUUAGCCCGAUCCUUGGUAUCAAUCCGAUUGUCUCGCCGCUUGGCAGCCAGACCCUCGGCCGCAGCCUUGGUUGAGCGUUCUGUUUUACCCAAGGAGUGCGUGCCUGGUAUGACGUCAGUGCAUGUGGCGCCAGCAAUUGUCGCCAAGAAGAAGGCAAUCGAGAAAGAGAGAGUUAAGGACGGAUUGCGACAGUGGAUCGCGUCGAGAUGGAAGCGUGAAGUCAAAGAGCGCCAAGAUGGCGUAAGAAAAUGGGAGGAGAGCCGUGGCAUAGGACGCGUGUGGCGCCUCCGUAAGUUUUGGGAAAGAGUUAGUCGUGGCGAGGAGCGAGACAGUGCUUGGUAA